Molecule: messenger RNA, 2003 nt
Organism: Dendrobium catenatum
Lineage: Eukaryota; Viridiplantae; Streptophyta; Magnoliopsida; Asparagales; Orchidaceae
Product: vacuolar cation/proton exchanger 3
Exons: 13
Coding region: 329-1738 (469 amino acids)
Biological process (GO): intracellular calcium ion homeostasis; calcium ion transmembrane transport
Cellular component (GO): plant-type vacuole membrane
Molecular function (GO): calcium:proton antiporter activity
Source: RefSeq, a predicted model, not a curated record
UAGCAUCUCGCAAUGCACGAAACGGACCAGAGAAUAACCUCUCUCUCUCUCUCUCUCUCUCUCUCUCCUGAUUCCCGGUUUCAAGGAAACUUCCUCUCUCCCAAGUAGUUUGACGUGAUUGCUACCUACUCUUGAAUAAAUGAACCCCUAUCUCAGUACCCCAUCCUAAUUGCGUUCACACCCUUUUGUUCUCACAUUUCGCUGUUCAUCUUCUCUACUCACCAUCUUCUCUACUCACCAUCUGUGUUUUCUUUUCCUUGCAAUCCUUGCAAGGAUUCGAUUUUAUUCAUCUUGCAGAGGUUUAGCACUUCGUAAUCGUUGCAGAACCAUGGAGAACAAAGGUGGGCGGCGACUCAAUGUCGAUACACAACCGUCUUAUCAGCUGGAGAUGUUCGAAAACAAAGGACACAUAUCCAUAUCUCAUUCUCAUCUUGAAAUGGGAAAACUUGAUGGACAAUUCGAGCAUGAAUUUGAGGAUGAGUGCUGUGUUGGCCCUUCCUCUCUUAUUAGGAAUAAUUCAUCCCCAGAGAUCGAAAACCACAAUGAAUCCUUCUCGAAUGCUGGCGAAAAAUGUAGCAUAAGCUACAUGAAGUAUAGAGCCUUCAGAAGCCUUAACAUAAUAUUAUUUUCAGCAAAGAUUAAUCUACUGAUGCCUUGUGGUCCUGCAGCUAUUGUUGUCAAGUGUUUGACUGGCCAACAUGGAUGGGUUUUCUUGCUAAGUUUGUUAGGCGUUGUACCUUUAGCUGAGCGCUUAGGAUUUGUUACUGAGCAGCUGGCUUUCUUCACUGGACCAACAGUUGGAGGCCUUCUCAAUGCCACAUUUGGAAAUGCAACAGAGUUAAUCAUAUCGAUUUAUGCACUUAAAAAAGGAAUGAUUCGGGUGGUUCAACAGUCAUUGCUGGGUUCCAUAUUAUCAAACAUGUUACUGGUUCUUGGAUGUGCAUUCUUCUGUGGAGGAAUAGUUUAUAAUAAGAAGGACCAGGUUUUCAAUAAGGCAGCUGUUACAGUGAACUCUGGAUUACUUCUAAUGGCAGUUAUGGGUCUACUAUUUCCAGCUGUUCUACACUUUACUCACACUGAAAUACAUCUUGGAAAGUCAGAAUUGGCCCUCUCAAGAUUUAGCAGUUGUGUCAUGCUCGUGGCGUAUACUUCAUAUAUUAUUUUCCAGUUAAGGGGUCAAAACAGGUCUUAUGAUGGUGAUACUGAGCAUGGAGAAAGCCAAAAGGAUGAGGAUGAAGAGGUUCAGAUUUCAAAGGGGGAAGCAAUUUUCUGGCUUGCCAUUGUUACCAUUUGGAUCUCGGUCCUCUCUGAAUACUUAGUUGAUGCCAUUGAGGGGGCUUCAAAGGCAUGGAAUAUGCCUAUUGCUUUUAUAAGUGUUAUUUUGCUUCCAAUAGUAGGAAAUGCUGCCGAACAUGCAAGUGCCAUUAUGUUUGCCAUGAAAGACAAACUAGACAUUUCUCUUGGAGUUGCAAUUGGUUCAUCUACACAGAUAUCAAUGUUUGGGAUUCCUUUCUGCGUGGUAAUAGGAUGGAUAAUGGAGAGGCAUAUGGACUUGAACUUUCAGCUUUUUGAGACAGCUGCACUAUUCAUAACAGUGCUAGUUGUUGCCUUCAUGUUGCAGGAUGGAACCUCUAACUACUUCAAAGGCGUGAUGCUUAUUCUCAGCUAUAUAAUCGUUGCAGCCAGCUUUUAUGUACAUGUUGAUCCUACCUCUGAGGAGAAUUCUCACAGAAAUUAGGAAAAUUUGAAGGAUUCUUUCAAGGGAAAGAAAAGGUUACGUGGAGACAUUCCGGACUACAAAUGUUAUCGCAGGAGAUCAUCUUGAUUUUGUUGUUGGUCUUGUAUAAGACAAUCUUCUUGCUGUAGUUUGGCUCCAGAAAAUAACUAGGUUAGUUUAGGAUGCAUUUAAAUGGUUUCUUCAAUUAAAUCUCUAUAAGAUUUGUAAUGACCAUUGUCCUUCUCCUAUUGUUCUUUUAUCUACUUUUGUGGUGUUGAUUCCUGAA